AUUUCUAACGACAAUAAUGUCCAACGGUUCGAUGCCUUACUCACACAAGGAUGCACAUAUACAUUGUAUAGAGUGGCAUUUUGUCUAAACCGGGAGGAACUUCAAUUUCGCAAUAUUGGUCAUGGGCUAGAGUUGGGAUUGAUAACACAUACUAUUGUGGAUCCAUUCACGAAGCCAAUCCAAUUUCCUCCAUUUCCAAAGUAUCUUAUGCCAUUUCAUGAGGUUUACCAACAACCGCAUAAGACAUUCGUAGAUGUUAUUGGCAUAGUUCUUCAUUUGGAACCAUUAAAGCAUAUCGGUGGAAGACCGUAUAGAGAAGCUGUACUAAUGGAUUCUAGGUGGGAUCUAAUCAUCGUGGGGGUAUGGACUGACCUCUUGCAAAGAAAUGCUCUACGAUGGUCGUUAGCUAGAGUUGACAAGAACAUAAUUAUUGGAACUUUGCUGCGUUGUAACCAUAAUCACAGGUGCUUGGAAACCUCGGACCACAGCACUAUUCAUUUCAACCCGGAUCAUCACACUAAAUACCGCUUGAAGACAAUUCGUCGUUCGUUGAUUGACAAUCCAAGGAGUCGUUUCAUCGACAAAUUUCUAGAGAACAGACGAGCACAUUUGGCGACUGUAACAUCGGAUUGAGACAUGUGUUCUAGCUUGUUAUAGUAGAAUACUUUGUUAGUCAUGUAUCAGAUGAAACUUAUUAAUAAUGAUUUGUGUUCUGUUUUUA
This is a messenger RNA of Zea mays, 721 nucleotides long. RefSeq lists its product as uncharacterized. The record is from RefSeq and is a predicted model, not a curated record. The transcript has 5 exons. NCBI's taxonomy places the organism in Eukaryota, Viridiplantae, Streptophyta, Magnoliopsida, Poales, Poaceae. The coding region runs from base 208 to 633 and encodes 141 amino acids.